AUGUCUCUUUAUUUUGAUGCGGUCAAUAUACUGACCGAGCCAGCGUCAGGCGGCUCCUUCAAAUCUCGGAUCUACAGUGCCCGCGACCUUCGCGCCAAACCAGCGCAGAUCUACGCUCUGAUUAUCGAGGCCUCAAAAUGGGAUACUGUUCUGGCCGACGUUAUCGACCGCGCCGGUCUCUUGGACGCUGAGCGAAAGCUUUCUCCCCUCCUUGCCCUCCUCCUGGUCCAUGACCACCUCAUUGCGAAAAACGGCAUCGCGGCCCCGGCUGCGCAUACGAUUCGACAGGCGGUUGAGCGGCACAAGGUUCGAUUAAGAGCAGAGUUCGUGAAGGCGCGCGUACGCCGGGGUUGUGCCUCAGUUCAAGACUUUAAGGCUGCAAUUUUGCGUGAGAAACGAGAGGCUGCAGGACCCAACGAUUUCAUUUACCCACGCUGGGUCCGCGUCAACAAUAUCCGUUCUUCCCUAGAGGAUCAGAUGCGCACAACCUUCUCUUCCUAUCGCCACGUCGAGACCUUAGCAGAGCUAGCACCGGAGGGAGACGAUCGCCAAUCCCAGCAUCUUUUAUACGUGGAUCCUCACAUUCCGGACCUGGUGGCCGUGCCAUAUGGGGCCGAUUUCACAUCAUCUGCUGCUUACAAGAACGGCGAGAUUAUCUUGCAGGACAAAGCGUCAUGCUUCCCUGCAUACCUCCUGCUCGGUGAUCGUGGACCAAAUGAUCCGUGGCAAGGCGAUCUUGUCGACGGAUGCGCCGCGCCGGGCAAUAAAACUACCCACCUGGCAUCACUACUUGCAAAGCAACACAAGAAGGACAAGAAACCCCAGAAGCAAAUUAUUUCCAUGGAUGCCUCCAGAAUGCGAUCUAAAACACUGCAGAAAAUGGUAGCUAUGGCCGGAGCGGAUCCAACCGUCACCGUUCUACAGGGUCAGGAUUUCUUGGCACUCGAUCCAAUGGACUCUCGCUUUGAGCAGGUUUCGGGCCUCUUGCUGGAUCCGAGUUGCUCGGGCAGUGGAAUUAUCGGCCGCGAUGACGUUCCGCAACUUACACUUCCAAAAGAUGCUGUGUCCAAGGCCCCCAACCCCAAGGGCCAUGGCAAGAGCCAGGGCAAGAAACGCAAACGCGCCGAUGAUAAGAACGAACCAGAGGAGCAGGAGAAAAAGCCCAAAGUGACGUCGAGCCCUUUGAACACCUCACCAUCAGACGAAAAUGAUAUUGCCACUGAUAGUGUUGACGAAGAGCGUCUCAUCAAGUUGUCGAAUCUUCAAGCGCGGAUCGUGGAGCAUGCGUUAAGUUUUCCCACUGCGACACACGUUACUUACAGCACCUGUUCGAUCCACUUGAUCGAGAAUGAAGUUGUUGUGGAGCGUGUUUUGGCCUCUGAUAUCGCCAAACAAGGCGGCUGGCGGCUGUUGCGACGGGACGAGCAACCGAGUGGACUGCGAAAAUGGAAGCAUCGCGGUGUACGGUGUGAUCGGCAACCAGAAGAAACGGUUGAACUAGACGCCACACCUGAUAAAGUUAAUCUAUCGGAUGAUGACCUAGACGCUUGUCUGCGUUGCUGGUCUGGCGAUGCUGAAGGUCUGGGAGGCUUCUUUGUCGCUGGGUUUGUUCGUGAUCCUAAGCUUGCUGUCGUAACUACCACGGGCUCAAAGGCCAAAACCGUCCUUGCACAAGACAAAAAGGUUACACGUGCAGACAAGAAACCUAUUACUACUAGCCGGGAAGAAAAUAACGCAGAAGAAGAGGACGAGGAAGAUGAUGAUGAUUGGGAUGGGUUCUCGGACUAG
Messenger RNA from Penicillium verhagenii, 1788 nucleotides. RefSeq names its product rRNA (cytosine-C5-)-methyltransferase RCM1. Gene Ontology annotation, cellular component: nucleolus. The transcript has 2 exons. The record is from RefSeq and is a predicted model, not a curated record. Lineage: Eukaryota; Fungi; Ascomycota; Eurotiomycetes; Eurotiales; Aspergillaceae. The coding region runs from base 1 to 1788 and encodes 595 amino acids. Gene Ontology annotation, biological process: rRNA base methylation. Gene Ontology annotation, molecular function: methyltransferase activity.